This is a messenger RNA of Oncorhynchus masou masou (cherry salmon), 1500 nucleotides long. RefSeq names its product macrophage mannose receptor 1-like. The record is from RefSeq and is a predicted model, not a curated record. NCBI's taxonomy places the organism in Eukaryota, Metazoa, Chordata, Actinopteri, Salmoniformes, Salmonidae. The transcript has 6 exons. Bases 192 to 1214 code for a protein of 340 amino acids.
CAAGCAAGGGAGACAGAGAGAGAUCUGGAGAGAGAGAUCUGGAGAGAGCAAUAUAGACGGAGCGAGACAGACUUUUCUACAAACAACCGAUGUAAUUGGUACCUUUUGAAAUCUCUUGGAGCACAACUCUAAUCUGAGUGUAGGAGUCUCUGAUCACAUCUUUAACCAUAUUUCCUUUGAACUUCACACUGAUGGAAACUUCUUUGUACCUCACCCUCCUAAUCUCAGGAUUCUACACACCUUCCUCAUGUCUUCAUCAGUAUCACCUCAUUACCAACAAUAUGAACUGGACUGAUGCCCAGAGUUACUGCAGAGCACAUUACACUGAUCUGGCUACAGUAGAUGACAUGGAGGACCAGAACAGGCUGAUUACCAGUGUCAGUAGUUCUAAUUACUGGUUCUGGAUCGGACUGAAGAAGGGAGACUCCACGAAGUGGCACUGGUCUCUGGCAGACAGACGUUUCUACAGAGAGGGGGAGACUGAGUUCAGAAACUGGGACACUGGGACGCCCCAAAAUGGUAACUGUGUUUUAAUGAGUCCAGCUGGUCUGUGGAACAACGCCUCCUGUGAUGACCAGCAUCACUUCAUCUGUUAUGAUGGAAAACAAGACACCAACCUAACAUACGUCUUAAUUCAGGAGAACAGGACCUGGAUAUAUGCUCAGAGUUACUGCAGACAGCAUCACACAGACCUGGUCAGUGUGAGGAACCAGACUGAGAACACAGAGAUAAAGAAGAAGAUAUCACUGAGGGGACUUCCUGUGUGGAUCGGCCUGUUUCUAGACUCCUGGAGAUGGUCAGACCAUAGUGACUCCUCAUUCAGAAACUGGUGGACAGGACGGCCUUCAACAGAACAGAGAUACAACUGCACUCUGGUGUCUGAUAAUACUUAUUUUAAAUGGAUAAAUUAUCCCUGUGACUACAACUGUUCUUUCAUCUGCUAUGAGGCUCUUCAACUGAAGAGACAGGUGGUGAGAGUGAAGAUGACACAAAGGGAUCAACAUCUGAACCUCAGAGAUCCUGCUGUUCAGGACGCCAUCGUACAAGAGUUAAGGAACAAGCUGAAGGAGCAGGGUUUACCUGCAGACACCAAAGUGACAUGGAAAAAGCAACCUGAUGGGGAGGUAUUCCACAAGGAGGAAGAGGGGUCUCCCAAGAAAGAAGAGGAGGAGAAGAAGAUGAAGAAGAGUAUGAUGACAAAGAGAGAACUCUAAUUAUGUUUACAUUUUUCUUUUUAUUUACAUUAAUUAUCUGUACUGGUCCAGAUGGUCUCAGUUUCACUGAAACAGGUCUUUAUCUGAGAUACAGUUAAUUGUUUUAUCAUACAGAAUAUUGCUUUAUCAUAUAUUAAUUUUGUUUUAUUGUAUAUUAGUAUUGUUUUAUCAUAGGAUGUGAUCUUAAAUUACAAAUCUUUAACAUUGUUCAUUGUUUGAAUCUCUUUUGUUAGUUUAUAUAUUAGAACCUCGUUUCAACUGUAGACUUGAUGGUUCAUUUGGAAUA